Notechis scutatus (mainland tiger snake) is the source of this 1049-nucleotide messenger RNA. RefSeq names its product vesicle associated membrane protein 1 (gene VAMP1). Gene Ontology annotation, biological process: vesicle-mediated transport. Gene Ontology annotation, cellular component: membrane. NCBI's taxonomy places the organism in Eukaryota, Metazoa, Chordata, Lepidosauria, Squamata, Elapidae. The record is from RefSeq and is a predicted model, not a curated record.
GUAAUUUUCGAUAGCCUCCGGUGGAGACCCUCUUGCGUGGUCCGUUCCCACCGGACGGCCGUCGACCCUUGGCGCUGCUUCGUGCAUUUUCUCCUGAAAAAGACGACAAAGGGCUCCUAGAGCCGAGGCCGGCCAUGUCUGAUCCAGCUCAGCAAGAUGCCCCAGGGACGGGACAGGAAGGAGGUGAAAGUGCUGGGGGGGGCCCUGGUGCACCUCCAAAUAUGACCAGUAAUUGGCGCCUGCAACAGACUCAAGCACAGGUGGAAGAAGUGGUGGAUAUUAUGCGUGUGAAUGUGGAUAAAGUUUUGGAGCGAGAUCAGAAACUCUCAGAAUUAGACGAACGAGCAGAUGCUCUCCAAGCUGGUGCCCAAGUAUUUGAAAGUAGUGCCGCAGCGCUCAAGAGGAAGUAUUGGUGGAAGAAUUGUAAGAUGAUGAUCAUGCUGGGAGUGAUCUGUGCCAUUGUGGUCAUUGCAAUUGCACUUUACUUUUUUUCCUGAGAAUGUGUCCCUUCCUCCUUUCCCCACCCAGUCUAUAGCCUUCUUACCCCAUUUCCCUUUCCAGACCCAAUUCUUCGUUCUCUUUCCUUUCUGGCUUUGUCAUCGAUUUUCUGUUAGUUUUGUUUGCUUCCAUUUGAGACUGUAACGCACCGUUACCAGAUUUGAGUUGACCUCCUUCACAGCUGCUGCAGCCUCUGAGUGGACCAGCUCGUUUUUGGAGGGUGGCAGUGGGCCUAAGGGGAGGAAUUGUGGAGAAUUGAAGGAGCCUGUUGAUUACACCUAGGGUUUCACUUGCAGUCUGAGAUAGCCUUGAGUCUUCUGAGAUGUCUUCUCCCGUGAGUCUAUAGGAAAGCAUUUCCUUUAGCCACAAACAGUAUUAUUAAAAACUUCACCAGAAUAGAGAGAAGAAAAGUUGGGUCUCAUUAUAGUAGUGAUACUGGUAUUGUGCCAUGCAACCAGAAUUGAUGGAGUUUUCUCUUAGAUUUUAAUAUAAACUCCUGUUGUUGCUCUGGUGACCAAAACUCUGAUCUUAUGAUGACUGCCAGCCAUCCU